This is a messenger RNA of Hibiscus syriacus, 1782 nucleotides long. RefSeq lists its product as uncharacterized. Lineage: Eukaryota; Viridiplantae; Streptophyta; Magnoliopsida; Malvales; Malvaceae. The record is from RefSeq and is a predicted model, not a curated record. The transcript is spliced from 2 exons. The coding region runs from base 131 to 1666 and encodes 511 amino acids.
UUAAAACAAUCUGAAAAAGGCCCAACUGAACGGAAUUUUAAACGGUUGACAUUAUAUCGCUUUCCUCUUUCAUUUCUCUCUCCCUUCGACCUUGAAAUUUUCCCAAAAAAAUCUCUUUGUUGGGGAUUCUAUGCCCUUGCUCGGAAGGACUAAAAGUAUGGGAGAAGAUUUGCUUACAAGCUUGUGUAUGGAAAGCCACCACCCUUCAACAGUUCUAUCAAUGGAUUCAAGUUCAAUAUCUCAUGUGGAACUUGACCGAGAUAUGAACCGAUCGAUGGCUCUUUCUAAAGCACCCGAUAUUAAUCUUAUUCCUCUGUCCUGUAGUCCGCCAAAAUCGUGGAAUUCAGAUCCAUUAGAUAUGUUGGAUGUAGGUCUUGGAACUCAUGUCAAUGAGGUUGAUACUCUAGUUACGGUGUCGAAAACCGGGCAGCGUAAGUGUGCCAAGAGAUUGGAUGGUGUUUGGGGUGCUUGGUUUUUCUUUAAUUAUUACUUUAAGCCUGUUUUUAAUGAGAAAUCAAAAGUGAAGGUGGAUAGGGAUGCAAAUGGAGUGUCGGGUCUUGAGUUUGAUAAGUUGGAUCUUGAGCUAGAGGUUUUUUUGGUUCAGCACGAUAUGGAAAAUAUGUAUAUGUGGGUUUUUAAAGAGAGGCCUGAGAAUGCAUUGGGUAAGAUGCAGUUGAGGAGUUACAUGAACGGACAUUCACGUCAAGGGGAGCGGCCUUUUCCGUUUAGUGCUGACAAGGGAUUCAUUCGAUCACAUAGGAUGCAGCGCAAGCAGUAUCGUGGUCUUGCUAAUCCUCAAUGCGUGCAUGGGAUUGAGGUUGUUCCAUCCCCCAAUCUCACAGGUCUCGAUGAAGAGGAGCAGAAGAGGUGGAUGGAACUUACAGGAAGGGACCUGAAUUUUGCGCUCCCACCUGAAGCAAGUGAAUUUUGUACCUGGAGGAACCUUGCUAACACUGAAUUUGAGAUCGAUAGACCCCUUCCUUCUAUAAAAACUAUCGUGCAGGCUCAACAAAAAAAGCUUCUUAACGGAUCAGGUUUAGAUUUGUCGAUUAGGCAUUCAAACCAUGCAAAUGGUGGUGUUACGGAUCUAUCCACUGUUGGCAGCAAGAGGAGGAAGGAUUUCUUUGUAACUGGCAAUGAAGACUGUCAUUUGCUCAUUAAUCAGCAUAAUGACAGCGUAAAUGAGUCAGAAAUGCACCUGAAUGAACCACAUUGGUUGAAUGAGUUUAGUGGAGUGAUGAGAAAUGUUUAUGGACCUGUUACAGCUGCCAAAACAAUAUACGAGGAUGAACAAGGAUACCUAAUUGUUUUAAGUUUGCCUUUUGCUGAUCUUAAGAGAGUGAAAGUUACUUGGUGGAAUAACCCAACUCAUGGUGUCGUAAAGGUAUCAUCUAUAAGCACAGCUUGCGUGCCAGUUAUUAAGAGAAAUGAUCGGACAUUCAAGCUUACAGAUCCGUUUCCGGAGCAUUGUCCACCAGGAGAGUUCAUAAGGGAAAUACCUCUACCAACUAGGAUUCCGGAUGAUGCUAAGCUAGAAGCAUAUGGUGAUGAAACAGGAAUUGGUCUUGAAAUCAUAGUGCCGAAGCACCGAACAGGUCCAGAAGAACAUGAGGUUCGCGUCUGCCUCCGUCCCAACCUUGGACCGAAUGAGCUUUUACUGUCAUAACUUCCUAUAUAAGCUUUCCACUGAAGAAAUACAAAGAUAGGUUCUUUUUGUGGUAAAAGAUUCCAUUAUUUUGUACUAAAAAGAAAAAAGAUUGUAAUGAAAAAUAAGUUUACAUC